GUUGAGAGUCCGAGCUUUCGCUCGCGCAGUCAUAGUGGCGCGUGUUGUUACGCUUCUUUGCCGCUUUGUUUGUGAAGCACGAGUGCGGAUGAACCACAGGACACCAUCAGGACCGCUGAGUCUCGGAUGAGACGUGGAUACUUUUUAGUCCAUGUUCAGACUUGGCUGCUUUCUCGACUGCUGGUUAAUGGGCCGGACGAGAACUGUGAUCCUCCGUGGGCUGGCUGCGAGUGUCCCGGCGAGACGAGACGCACCAAAGCGGCGGAGGUGUUCCCAGUCCACCUCCUUCUAACCCGGGUGACGCGACUCUUCUCCGCUAUGGAUCCAUUGGUGGCUACUGAUGCGGACCUGUGCGCUCAGACUCUCUAGCUCCGAUGGUUCGGAGUGUUCAGGAGGACGGGCUUCUUGACUUUCACGUCUGUUUUCACGUCUCAUCUGUGGAAGUUAACGACCUUCUCUGAGACCAUCUCUGCCUUCAUGCUCUCCGUGAUCCAAGUUGGCGUUUAGUGAAUUCCGAUUGACUUCCCUGAACCGCGCCGAGGAGAAGAUGAACCUGUGUAUUGUCGGUCUACUGCUCACCUUGGACCUGGCCACCGUGGCGCUCAGCCUGUCGACCUGCAGCACUCUGGAUAUGGACCAGUUCAGGAAGAAGCGCAUCGAGGCCAUUAGAGGGCAGAUCUUGAGCAAACUCAAGCUCACCAACCCCCCGGAGGAGUUCCCCGAGCCCGAAGAAGUGUCCCGGGACAUCGUGGCCAUCUACAACAGCACCCGGGACCUGCUGCAGGAGAAAGCCAACGAGCGCGCGGCGACGUGCGAGAGGCAGCGGAGCGAAGAGGAGUACUACGCCAAGGAGGUGUACAAGAUAGACAUGCAGCCCGUCUACCCGUCAGGGAAUGUCAUCGCUCAUAAUCACUUCAACCCUUACUUCAGACGACUAACCUUCGACGUGUCAUCGAUGGAGAAGAAUGCUUCCAACCUGGUGAAGGCUGAGCUCAGAAUUUUCCGUCUCCAGAACCCCGUUGCCAGAGUAUCUGAGCAGCGCAUCGAGCUGUACCAGAUCUUGGUGCACAAAGACCCAGCAUCUCCAACACAACGCUAUAUUGACAGCAAGGUUGUGCGGACACAGACAGAGGGGGAGUGGUUGUCUUUUGAUGUGACGGAAGCAGUCAGUGAAUGGCUUAAUCACAGAGACAGAAACAACGGAUUCAAGCUCAGCCUUCACUGCCCAUGCUGCACCUUUGUCCCUUCAAAUAACUACAUCAUCCCGAACAAGAGCGAGGAGCUUGAGGCCCGUUUUGCAGGUAUUGAUGACAGUUUCAUCCACGGUGGUGACUUGAAGGUAUUCAAGAGGCAGCGGCAUAGCACUCGUGCUCCUCACCUUCUCCUUAUGCUCCUUCCCUCCUAUCGACUGGAGUCUCAGUCCCACCACAAGUCCCACCGGGCCAAGAGAGCCCUGGACGCUGCCUAUUGCUCCCGAAAUGUGCAGGACAACUGCUGCCUGCGUUCACUCUACAUUGAUUUUAGAAAAGACUUGGGCUGGAGAUGGAUCCAUGAGCCGAAGGGCUAUGAGGCAAACUUCUGUGCUGGCGCUUGUCCUUAUCUGUGGAGUGCAGACACACAACAUUCCAAGGUCUUGGGCCUCUACAAUACCAUCAACCCAGAAGCGUCUGCAUCGCCCUGCUGUGUGUCCCAGGACCUGGAGCCCCUCACUAUUUUAUACUACAUUGGCAAGACUCCUAAAAUAGAGCAACUCUCCAACAUGAAGGUCAAGUCCUGCAAGUGCAGCUAGAUCUCAGUCUACAGUAGCAUCAACACUUCAGCUGGUAACAUAACACAAACAGGCGUGGGAAGCCCGGUGAACUCAAGCAAGAAUCUUGAUGGUGACACCAUGUAAUUCCUGACCUGUUCACAGGGCUCAGUGUUUUACUGAAAAAGCCCAAACCUGGACUGAAGAGCGAGGAACUUUCCCUCUUUAAAACUGCACAGUGAGGAGCAGCGAUCAUCUGAGGUGGAAAACGGAGCGCUGAUCUGCAGUUUACUUGAUGCUGUUACUGAAAUAGUGUGUGUUGCCUGGCCACACACUCCUGUGAACCUGGCAGGUCCAAUUAGGAAACAAAAUGUUUAAAAAGCCAGUGAUAGAUUUGAGAGACACUGGGAUGAAGAGGCCCGAUUUAGCAUCUUCUCGUCAACGUUUAUGAAAUCAUACCUGUCUUUGAAGUCUUGAUCACACAUAUAGAACAUCGUACUGUUUAAAAAUGGCAUCAUUGACUUUAAAUGUAUUAUUUCUUUUCAUGGAACUUCUCUUGUGUAUCAUCAUCAUGUUAAAAAACCUACUUGAAUCAAAUCCCCUGGCAGGAUCUCUUGGCAUUUCCCAUAAUGUUUGGCUCCACUAAUCCUCAAUCUUUUUAUUAACUUACAAAGCUUUACACUCCCGGGCGUCUCGUAUACUUUUCUCAAACUAUGCGCAUGAUCAAUUGAUACUCAUUCAUUAAUGAGAUUGGUGGAAUCCAGAGGAUUUAAGUUAAGCAACCGGAGCUGAACAAAUAUGUGGAACAUGAUACAGCAUUUAUCUGGACUUCAGUGUGGUGCAAGUGUUUGGAUAUAGAUUUUACCUUUUGCUGUAAUCCUGUAACGACAUUUAAGGAUGACAAUGCGUUCGGACAUUGUGGUCAGUUAUUGUGUGAUCUCGCAGAAGCAACUUGGGAAAGGACUUUGCAUUGGGACUUGAUUUUGUCAAAGCUGCAACACAGAUCGUUUGCUCCAGAGAAUUUGUCUUCUCGCAGUCUAUGUGAAAUGAACAGCCAAUUCUGACUGUGUUGGAUCACAUGAUCUCUUAUCAGCUCCUCUUAUAGGUUGCCUUCCUGACUGCUGGCUGAAGUGGCACCAGACCUUCACACAUAGCAAAGAUCCACAGCAGUGUAUGUGUGAUAGGGAGCAAGUGAAGACGUGAAUUAAAAUGGAGAAGUGAAGCAGAAGAUAAAGUGCUUGUAUUUAGUUUGUGCUCACCAACAUUGUUUUGGACCCUGAAUAAUUUUCCACUCUCUCAGGAAUGUGUGACAGAAAUGUAAAAUAACUUGGACUACAGACACUCAUUCUAGUCUCAGAUCAUUCAUAACUGAUUUCUGUGCCAUUGCAGCCCUGUGAAUAACACUAGGAGACUGAGAACCCCAAUAGACAAAUGCUGUCGGAGUCUGGGCCUCUAUGGUCCCAAUGUAUGUAUACAUGGAUGUUCCUCACCAGGAGUAUUGCCAUACAGACAGGCCUGCUGCUUAUCAGAGGAUGUUUUGAGAGGAAACGUAUGUAGUUGUUGUUAGAGAACUGUCCAGUUGCCUGAGUCCUAGGUGUCCGACGGAUGACUUGAUGGAUAUGCAGACCUCUGCAGGCAUUAUGUCACACCCAAGUUAAAACACUGGAAGUUUUUGUCACGUGUCUCCAUGCAAAGUCGCUUUAAAGCAGGCUUCAAAUUGCUUCAAAUAGCUUCAUUUCUCUUAUUCAUUUCAGUCUAUUAAAUGGCCAGAUAGCUGUGCAAGGUUGUGCUACAAUGGCUCCUUAACACUGCGAAAGGAAAAAAAAAAGCUACAGUAGUCUUUGUUAAAUAUUUCUCGACCUUGUUCAGGGUGCACUCUGUUGUGUAAAUUCCUCACGCGACUUUGUAGCAAGUAGUUUUAUUAUUGUUUCUUAUGAAUUAUGAUUUUUUGAUGAAAACAAGUUCAUUGUAUUCUUAAGGAGUUGUCUUGAACAGCAUCACUCCCCAUGACCUGCAGCUGGUAUUUUAAAGCCCAUGAAAGUUGUUUUCAUGAUCUUUUAUGAUGUGCCUUGACAAAGGAUUGUUUUCCUUACUGCAGAACGACAAGAACAGUUUCAAUUGUUAGUCCUGCUGAUUUGUUAGCGUUAAACCUGGACAGAUGUUGCUCUCCACCAUGGGAAUGACACCAUGUGUUCAGAUUCCUUGUUCAAUAUGGACAAACUUCUCCAAGGGUGUACAUGACAAUGAUUUGGCAGAGGUGGAAAACUGCCUUCAUCAAAACAUUUCUCUCUUUUUUAUUGUUUCCCCUAGUGAAAUCAACCUAAGAUCUUUGAUGAUAGGGGCCCGGUUUCCAUCUGUUCCACCUGUUCUUGCAAGCCUGCUCACGAGAGGACCAUCCCUGCUGUCCUCCUUCACCAGAGAGACUUUUACGCUCCUCAUUGUAACUGACUCAGUCCUUUCGCCAUUGGCUCUCAACUGGUCUGGCUUUGGGCCCAAACAUCACCCCUUAAUGAGGAGCUGCAACACUGUUGUAUUUAUUCAAGUAUGUCCAAAGAAAGAAAUAAUUAGCACACUAUAACAUUUUUAUGAUUGACCAAAACCACAUAUUAGUGGGUCAGUAGAUGAUGAAAAAGCGUUUUGCUUUAACUGCUUCUAUCCAGGCCUCUGUUGAAUUUGGUUAACCACUUGGAUGCAGUGAUGCCAUGGCUUCCCAAUGAACAAUGUAAGCCAAUAAAAUGCAUUAUUUUCUCUGUCCAUGCAAAUCGUUUAGCUUUCAUGCGACCUUUUGUUGUUGUUUUACAGCGUGCAAGAGUGUGAAUAGACUGGGGCAGAGGGAAAAUGGUACAAAUCAACCAUUUUUAACAAUCACAAAGUCACAUCAUUGUAGGUCCAGCAAACAACACAGACAAACACUCACUCUGAAUAUACAGGUUUAAUCGGUCAAGAGUCACAAGUGCAGGACUGACAGAGGUCCAAUAGAGUCACUGAUACCCCACCCUGGCUGUUUUCUGUCAUCACAUAGAAUCCCAAUUUCUAAGAAAAGGUUGAUGUAUUUUGCCUUAAGAAUGUCCAAGAUUAUGCUUGUGUCUACACAAAGUUGCACUGAUGCUGUUCUUUAGGUUCUACUUCCUUCCUUUGACUGUGGAAGCCUCUUCAUCUACAGACGACUCUGUUAGGCUCUUGCUUAUUUCAUGCAUGGAUCAUAAUGAAAGAGGAGCUGAAGGUUUGUCAGAACAAAGCUGUUAUUUCAAUGUUCAUUAUUUUUGUUCUUUUGUUGUUGAAGAUGUUGUAAAUCACAAUGCUAUAAAUUAUU
Molecule: messenger RNA, 5060 nt
Organism: Synchiropus splendidus (mandarinfish)
Lineage: Eukaryota; Metazoa; Chordata; Actinopteri; Syngnathiformes; Callionymidae
Gene: tgfb2
Product: transforming growth factor, beta 2
Exons: 7
Coding region: 548-1789 (413 amino acids)
Biological process (GO): transforming growth factor beta receptor signaling pathway; BMP signaling pathway; SMAD protein signal transduction
Cellular component (GO): extracellular region
Molecular function (GO): type II transforming growth factor beta receptor binding; cytokine activity; growth factor activity
Source: RefSeq, a predicted model, not a curated record